Messenger RNA from Cyprinodon variegatus (sheepshead minnow), 1169 nucleotides. RefSeq names its product growth hormone secretagogue receptor (gene ghsra). Gene Ontology annotation, molecular function: growth hormone secretagogue receptor activity. The transcript is spliced from 2 exons. The coding region runs from base 10 to 1131 and encodes 373 amino acids. Gene Ontology annotation, biological process: G protein-coupled receptor signaling pathway; hormone-mediated signaling pathway. NCBI's taxonomy places the organism in Eukaryota, Metazoa, Chordata, Actinopteri, Cyprinodontiformes, Cyprinodontidae. The record is from RefSeq and is a predicted model, not a curated record. Gene Ontology annotation, cellular component: plasma membrane.
CGCUGCAGCAUGCCCUCCUUCCCCAACGACUCGGAGUGCCUCCUGCGUAACUGCAGCUGGGAGGAGAUCUACAACACAAGCGGCGCUGAUCAGUCUGCACCUCCGCUCAACUACUACUCAAUCCCUCUCCUCACGUUAAUCACCGUCGCCUGUUCGCUGCUGUUUCUGGUUGGAAUGACAGGGAAUGUCAUGACCAUCCUGGUGGUGAGCAAGUACAGGGACAUGCGCACCACCACUAACCUCUACCUGUGCAGCAUGGCUGUGUCCGAUCUGCUUAUUUUUCUUUGCAUGCCACUGGACCUCUAUCGUAUGUGGAGGUACCGGCCUUGGAACCUCGGAGAUGCGCUCUGCAAACUUUUCCAGUUCGUGUCAGAGUCUUGCACCUAUUCCACCAUCCUGAACAUCACCGCGCUGUCAGUGGAGCGCUAUCUGGCUAUAUGUUUCCCACUGCGCGCCAAGGCUCUGGUAACCAAAAGGAGAGUGCGCGCACUGAUCUGCAUCCUUUGGACGGUAUCCCUGUUUAGCGCAGGGCCUGUGUUUGUUCUGGUGGGAGUGGAGAGGGACAGUAAUGAACAAUCUAACACUUUGGACGUUGAAGACACGCGGGAGUGCAGGAUGACGCAGUACGCAGUUGAGUCGGGUCUAAUGGGAGCCAUGGUGUGGCUGAGUUCGGUGUUUUUCUUCAUGCCAGUGUUUUGUCUGACGGUGCUGUACAGCCUCAUAGGCCGCAGACUGUGGCAGAGGCACAGAGAGACUAAUAUGAGCUCCCGUGUGGCUCACAGGGACAAAAGUAAUAGACAGACCAUCAAGAUGCUGGUGGUGGUUGUGCUGGCGUUUGUCUUGUGCUGGUUACCCUUCCACGUGGGUCGCUACCUGCAGUUCCGCUCCCUUGACGCUCCAUCUCCACUGCUGUCCGUGCUGUCUGAGUACUGCAGCCUGCUGUCUGUCGUGCUCUUCUACCUGAGCGCAGCGAUAAACCCUAUCCUCUACAACACUAUGUCAUGGAAGUACCGCGGUGCGGCAGCACGCCUAUUUGGACUGACUGACGGCCAGCCAUCCCGGUGCCGCACAGCCAGCACUUUAAAGGGAGAUAGCUCGAAUGGCUGGACCGAAUCCACAGUGAGUUUGUGAAUGCAACUUUGUUGAUCCAAAGACCUGAAAUGCAUUAC